AUGUGUUUGCUGGCUCUGAAAAAAAAGGAAAAUUGUUAAAGGCAGUGUGGAAAUGAUUUGAAUCUUUCAUAAGGUUCUCAAUGUUAUUACUAGGGGUGAAGAAUGGUCUCCUUCCAGCUAGUUUUCCAAUAAUUUCACAGGGGAAUUAAGGUUGGAAGAUGCUUCAGGAUGGAUAAAGCUGUUCAGCAUCCCAGUGAGAUCCUGAAUCAAACGAUCUCUAACAUUAGCCUUUCUCAGUUUCUGAACUUUGAUACAUGCCAACUUUCCUCCCUUGCAGAAUUCUUGCUUAUUACAGCUUACACAUUGGUUACACUAGUGGGGCUUGUUGGAAAUCUUUGCUUAAUUAUUAUAAUAAAGAGAAGGAAAGAAGCUCAAAAUGUCACCAACAUUUUGAUUGCCAACCUCUCUGUAUCAGAUGUCUUGAUCUGUAUCAUGUGCAUUCCUGUCACAGUUGCAUAUACCUUAAUGGACCACUGGAUAUUUGGAGAAGCAAUGUGUAAAAUAGGCUCUUUCAUACAAAGCCUAUCUGUCACAGUCUCCAUUUUCUCACUUGUACUCAUUGCUAUUGAGAGAUACCAGUUAAUUGUGAACCCACGUGGCUGGAAGCCUAAUAUUUCACAUGCUUAUUGGGGAAUUCUUUUAAUCUGGGGGCUUUCCCUCAUCAUAUCCUCUCCUUUUUUAGUAUUCCACCAAAUAACAGAUGAACCCUUCAAACAUCUGUCUUUCUACAGUGAUUUUUACAAGAACAAAGUUGCUUGCAUCGAAGCAUGGCCAUCUCUUACAGAGAGACUGAUUUUCACCACUAGCCUUCUGGUUUUCCAGUACUGCUUCCCACUGGGGUUUAUUUUUAUCUGCUAUCUCAGGAUAUUUGUAUGUCUUCGAAGGAGACGAGGUAAAAUAGACAGGAUGAGAGAGAAUGAGAACAGGCUGAGUGAAAACAAAAGGAUCAAUAUGAUGCUGGUAUCAAUUGUUGUGACAUUUGCAGCUUGCUGGUUGCCUCUCAAUAUAUUCAAUGUGGUUUUUGACUGGAACUACGAGGCACUAAUGAGCUGUAAUCAUAACCUGGCAUUUACAAUCUGCCACCUUGUGGCCAUGAUCUCAACAUGCAUCAAUCCCAUCUUUUAUGGAUUUCUGAACAGGAACUUUCAGAAGGAUUUGAUAGUAUUAGCUCACCACUGCAGAUGCUCAGCAUCACAAGAGGAAUAUGAAAAUAUUGCACUUUCAAACCUGCAAACAGAUGCAUCUAAGGGGUCUCUGAAGUUAAAUAAUCCCCAUGUGGAUAUAUAAAAUAAUCUAACUACAGUUUCCAAAAUUCUAUAUCUUAUUGCAGAUUGACUUUUUCUGCAGCUCUUGGUCAUGAUACCACCAAGUUCAGAGGAAUUCUGCCAUUUAGUUUAGCAAAACCAGGAUUAUGGUCCUGUAGGCACACUCUUAACAGGUACUUUAUUAUAGUAUUAAUGCUGAUAAACCACUUCCAACAGUUCUAAAGAUCAAGAAUAAUAAAUUAUAAACAGUAUUAUCAUCCACAGUUUUCAAGCCACUGGCAUGCACCUUAAUGCCAAUAAAAAUGUUUCCAUUUCAGCCACUGAUGGGGCUGUCUUUCCUAAAGACCUGCCUUCCUCCAGGUAAACCCUGAACACUGUGGUAUUCCUAACUUCUGAAGCCUUUCACACACUUUUCUGGAAUUUUUAUUUUCCAGCCCUACAUCAAUACCCUCCCUGGUUAAUCUGCACUUUAGAGGCAGUUCACACUGUAAGGAAGGCCCUUGAAGUUAUCCUAAGGCUCCACCACCUUUCUUUCAGCCCCCUCAUGCAGUUUGCUUUGGCUUAGUACCAGUUCAGCCCAGAAAUUGUAUUUUAACAAGGGAAAAGGCUAGAGCUGGACUUCAUUUCUCUUUAUGAACACUAAAACAGAACCCAUUUGAUGUACUGCAAGUUUCACUCAGAAUAAUGUUGUUCAAGAUGAAAUAUAUAUUUAGCAUUUCUCCUAAAAGCAUUGCAUUCUCCAAACCACCAGUAAAGAUCAUUGCUUUCUCUCUUACCAUCAUCACUGCUCCUUACAACAGACCUUUUAGAAUCUGUUAUCAAAAAAAACCCCAUGAAUUCAGAGUAAAUUUAGUUUUAACUACUUACUCAGAUUUCUCUUCGAGUAGAAAAUUAGGUUUGCAUCUUAAUUUCAGCAAUAUUUUCCCCCACAUUUCUGAGCUAGCAAGAGGGCACACUUGAGCAGAUGUGGUAGUUUCUGUUCACAGAAACACAGUUUCUAUGUUUGGAAAUAGUUUCUUUUGUAACACAGUGCAAAAAAGCAUUUUAAAAACCACUUUCCGGUGAGGCCAUAAAAAAAUAGCCAAACUUCUUCAUCCAUCAUAUAGUGACAACAUAAAUAGUCCAUUAAUAUUGAGUUGUUUAAAUACAGUACUUAGAAAUCUUUAGUCCAAAAACUCACCAUACUUCCUCUUGUUCAAAUUAAAUAUAAUUAAUUACUUGCACUGCAAAAGCUCCAUCUUUUUUUUUUUUUCUUAUGGGUUUCAAAACCCCCUGUUCUAACACUUUUACUUAAGGUUCCUUGUCAACUAUUCUCUAACUUCAGUAAUUUAUUAAUGCCCCACUUAAGCAAAAAGAAUUCACAUUCAAAUUACAAUGAGCUCCUUGAUGACUC
Oenanthe melanoleuca is the source of this 2658-nucleotide messenger RNA. Its product is annotated as neuropeptide Y receptor type 6-like. Gene Ontology annotation, cellular component: plasma membrane; neuron projection. The record is from RefSeq and is a predicted model, not a curated record. Gene Ontology annotation, biological process: G protein-coupled receptor signaling pathway. Gene Ontology annotation, molecular function: neuropeptide Y receptor activity; neuropeptide binding. NCBI's taxonomy places the organism in Eukaryota, Metazoa, Chordata, Aves, Passeriformes, Muscicapidae. The transcript has 3 exons. The coding region runs from base 169 to 1287 and encodes 372 amino acids.